Molecule: messenger RNA, 1257 nt
Organism: Ichthyophthirius multifiliis
Lineage: Eukaryota; Ciliophora; Oligohymenophorea; Hymenostomatida
Exons: 7
Biological process (GO): Arp2/3 complex-mediated actin nucleation
Cellular component (GO): actin cortical patch; Arp2/3 protein complex
Molecular function (GO): actin filament binding
Source: RefSeq, a predicted model, not a curated record
AUGUAUAAUAUUAAGACAGCAAUAAUUGAUAAUGGAACAGGAUACACAAAAAUGGGUUGGGCAGGAAAUAUUGAACCAACAUGGGAUAUACCUACAGUUAUAUCUGAUAAUAGUGAUAAAAACUCAACUUAAGUUAGUAAAAAUUACAAUGAAUAACUUGACUUUUGUAUAGGAAACGAUGCUUUAUAAUAGUAAGUAAAGACUUAUCCAAUAAAAAGUGGUAUAAUUACAGAUUGGAUUCUUAUGGAAAAAUUUUGGCAUAAAAGCAUUUUUGAUUAUUUAAGAUGUGAUCCUGAUGAAACAAACUUUAUAUUAACAGAACCACCAAUGAAUCCUCCCGAAAAUAGGGAAAGUAUUGCAGAAAUAUUUUUUGAAACUUUUAAUGCAAAUAGUAUUUAUAUUGGAGUACAAGCAGUUUUAGCUUUGUAUUCAAACUAAGUACACGAAUAACAUAGUAGUACUGGAAAUCAACUUACUGGUUGUGUUUUAGAUUCUGGGGAUGGUGUAACUCAUAUAAUUCCUGUGAGUGAUGGAUUUGUAAUUGGAAGUUGUAUCAAACAUAUUCCUUUAGCAGGAAGAGAUAUAACUAAGUUUAUUUCUUAAAUGAUAAGGGAUAGAGGAGAAAAAAUUGAUAUUGUGGAUUUAACAAGAGUUUCUAAUGAAAUUAAAGAAAAAUAUGGAUAUGUUGCUGAAAAUGGAUUAUUAUAAGAAUUCACAAACUUUGAUAAACCUUCUAAAAGUGGCAAAUAGUCAAAUAAAUUUAAAUAGUUCUCAUUCGAAAGUAGCAAAGAUAAAAAGAAGUAUAGUAUUGAUAUUGGUUAUGAAAGAUUUUUAGGGCCUGAAAUGUUUUUCUAUCCAGAGUUUUUUGACUCAAACUGGAGAAUGUCAAUUGAUGAAUGUAUUGAUAAUGCUAUUUAAGGAUCCCCUAUAGAUACUAGAAGAAAUUUAUAUAAUAAUAUAGUUCUAUCUGGGGGUUCAACUUUAUUUGAUGGAUUUUCGACUAGAUUAUAAAAAUAGCUUCAAUAAAGAGUGGAUAAUAGAUUAUAAAGAUUUUCUAUUAGGAAUAAUAAUAAAAUUCCUGAACCAAUUUCUGUAAAAGUUGCCUAAAAUCCUUAUUAAAGAUUUUCUGUAUGGCAAGGAGGAAGCUUAAUGGCAGUUAAUCCUGGAUUUUAAAAUAUAUGUAAGACUAGAAAAGACUAUUAUGAAUAUGGACCACAAAUAGUAAGAUGUAAUGCAGUAUUAUCAUAAGGAAUGUGA